Messenger RNA from Magnolia sinica, 792 nucleotides. RefSeq lists its product as uncharacterized. Lineage: Eukaryota; Viridiplantae; Streptophyta; Magnoliopsida; Magnoliales; Magnoliaceae. The transcript has 2 exons. Bases 1 to 792 code for a protein of 263 amino acids. The record is from RefSeq and is a predicted model, not a curated record.
AUGGAAAGAAUAGGCAGGAACAUAUCAGUCCCAUGGGCGGUUGGUGGAGAUUUUACUGCGAUUGCUGAAGCUAGUGAAAGAUGGGGAUCGAAUGUGUCUGGUAGGUUGAGUUUAUCAGAGUUUGCUGAUGCUAUCCAGAAUGCGGGCCUAUCGGAUGCGGGUUUUGUCGGGAAUAGGUACACGUGGAGCAACAACAGAGCUGGGAAUGCUAGGAUUUGGGCCUGGCUAGAUAGAAUUCUUGUGAAUGACAGAUGGGGAGCUAAAUUCUCGAAUUUUAGGGUGGAACAUCUUCCCCGAGUUAAUUCGGACCACGCACCGCUCCGCAUUUCCUUUCCUACCCAAAUUCAGCCUUUCAUUAGGCCGUUCUGGUUUUUUCGCAUGUGGACCCUGCAUGACUUGUUUAAACAGGUUAAAGCAGUGGAGGACGAGUUGGUCCAGGUAGAAAGCAGAAUGCAGAAUUCCAUGUCUAAGGACCUGUUUCAGGAGAGCAUGGCAGUCAGGAGAAAGCUGGCUCAGCUUGAGUUGAUGGAAGAGAUUUUCUGGAAACAAAAAGCCAGAAACUCCUGGCUGGAGGAAGGGGAUAGGAAUACUAAGUUGUUUCUUGUGACGGCCCGAGAGAGAAACAGGCAUGCCAUGAUCAAAUCCAUCAAGGGCGAAGAAGGGAAUACAGUCACGGGUCAAGCCCAGAUCCAAUCAGAAACGACUCAGUUUUUUGAAAAACUUUUUCAGGCGGAGCAAGCGUCCCAAUCUAUUGAUUUUCUUUCCGUCAUUUCCUUUAUCCUAUCGAGCUAG